This is a messenger RNA of Penicillium longicatenatum, 915 nucleotides long. RefSeq lists its product as uncharacterized. The record is from RefSeq and is a predicted model, not a curated record. The transcript is spliced from 3 exons. Bases 1 to 915 code for a protein of 304 amino acids. NCBI's taxonomy places the organism in Eukaryota, Fungi, Ascomycota, Eurotiomycetes, Eurotiales, Aspergillaceae.
AUGUCUCCGCUUGCCUUAUUUGAGGACAAUCCCUUUCAGGUCUUGAUCAAAGAGACCAACGAUGAUCCCACUGCGUUGCAAUCGCGAUAUCAAGAUCAUCGUGUGGCUAGAAAUGAGCAGCAGGGCACGAAAAUCCUAGCAGACAGCUUUCCUGGGUGGUCCUUGGACCCUAUCCUGAGUCGACUGGAUGGCCCGGGAAAGGAAGAUGGAUAUCUUGAUCCUCGAAACUGCCUUGUGAUUUGGGCCAGGCCCCCUCCUCACAUACGUGAUCUAAUCUGCUUUAUUCAAAGCGAGUUGAAGGAGAUCUCCCCUUCGAUUUGGCUUAUGCCCCCUGAAAACUUGCACACAACGGUGUUGGAAGUUGCCCACUCCCUGACCGAAAAGGAGAUUGAGGAGCUAGUUCAAAUCCUGCAGGCUUCCAAAGAUGUAACUGCAGCUCAGAUUGCUGAAUAUCCCAUUGCUCACAAAUCACGUCUCUUGAAGCCGAUGGUCAGCUUCGAUGCCUCUGCAAUGGCACUAAGCUUUGUUCCAGCUGCGGGUGAAAAUUCGCAAGAUGAAGACAAUGAUGACUAUUCGUAUCACCACCUCCGCCGAGAUGUGUUCCAGAUGGUCCGACAAGCCCAACUCCCGGUGGCUUCGCGGUAUAUCGUUCCAUCGGCACAUGUGACCAUCGCACGCUUCAUCAAUAAUGAUGAUUUUCUCGUGCAGGGAACGAAAGGCGCAGAGCUUGAUCGUGCGCGCGUCAAAUUGCUGGUGGAUAAAAUCGAGACCAUCAAUAAGAAACUGGAAAGUGAGUUCUGGCCUCAGGCGAAUGGCACCAUCCCCAAGGGGGGUGAAUGGGAUGUUGGACAGCAGAACUUGGUGAUUCGGAGAGGACGUCUUUGGUAUGGAGGUGGUGAUACCGUCAACGUGUAG